Molecule: messenger RNA, 282 nt
Organism: Drechmeria coniospora
Lineage: Eukaryota; Fungi; Ascomycota; Sordariomycetes; Hypocreales; Ophiocordycipitaceae
Exons: 2
Coding region: 1-282 (93 amino acids)
Source: RefSeq, a predicted model, not a curated record
AUGGAUAAGGGGAAGCCCGAAGAAAUUAACCUCCAGCAAGUCAUAGAGGACUUUAUGGCAAAAGUCCACACGGAGUUUGGCCGAAUGCACGCCCAAAUGGAAACGUACUCUGUACAAAUCUCAGCUCUGCAGAAGAAUAGGCAGCAACAGGAGCGGACCGGGGACGAGUCGGGCAUACCACGGGCCCGUAUCAAACGCAAACCGAUUCCGGUCGGGGACCCGUACGACGGCAACAAGGGCACCUUUGCAGCCUGGAAGUUCUGCAUAGACCGCAAGCUCUAA